This is a messenger RNA of Monopterus albus (swamp eel), 1051 nucleotides long. It is a transcript of the gene ldah, whose product is annotated as lipid droplet associated hydrolase. The record is from RefSeq and is a predicted model, not a curated record. Bases 79 to 1035 code for a protein of 318 amino acids. Lineage: Eukaryota; Metazoa; Chordata; Actinopteri; Synbranchiformes; Synbranchidae. Gene Ontology annotation, biological process: lipid storage. The transcript has 7 exons. Gene Ontology annotation, cellular component: lipid droplet. Gene Ontology annotation, molecular function: lipase activity.
GAGACUGCGGAGAAGGUAAUGGAUAGAGAAGAAAUCCUUAUCAUUUUAAUCCUAUUACCCUUAUGAAGAGCUGAUGAGAUGGAAACCAUGAUGACAGACCAGAGGGAUGAACCACACACAGACUUUAUCUACUGUCAUGGAGCCAUCACAGAGGUCCUUAAAUUUGGCUCCUGUCACUUACAUUCUGGACACAGAGUCCUCUUUCUGAUCAUUCCAGGGAACCCAGGUGUAGUGGGCUUCUACAUGACCUUCAUGCAAACACUUCAUAACAUGUUUGGAUACCGCCACCCAGUGUGGGCUGUGAGUCAUGCUGGCCACUGUGCACCUCCAGACUCUAUGGAUAUGGUAGAAGAUAUGACCUUGGCAGCAGAGGUGGAUGUGUUUGGUCUGAGUGGGCAGGUUGAACACAAGCUGGGCUUCCUCAGGGAAAAUCUUCCCAGAGAAACCAGCCUGGUCCUGGUUGGACACUCCAUUGGCUGCUACAUUAUUCUAGAGAUGAUGAAGAGAGAUCCUGAACUCAAGGUUCUGAAGGCCGUCAUGCUGUUUCCCACCAUUGAACGCAUGGCUCAGACCCCUCAGGGGAAGGUCAUGACCCCUGUGCUGUGUCACAUGCGUUACGUGGCCUACCUGCCUCUCUUUCUGCUCUCUCUGCUGCCAGACAGACUCAAAAGCAGCCUGAUCAAACUGGUGCUUGGUGGCAUUCGUUAUCUGGACCUCACUGUAGUCCAGCCUGCUGUAGGUCUACUCAGUGGAGACAGUGCAGCAAAUGGUAUGUACAUGGGCAGUCAAGAAAUGAGGAAAGUUCUGGAAAGAGACAAUGUAACCAUCAGGAAAAAUCUUGAAAAGCUUAUAUUUUAUUAUGGUGCUUCAGACCACUGGUGCCCUGUCCAGUAUUACCAUGACAUCAAGCAGGACUUCCCAAAUGGAGAUAUCAGAAUGUGUAAAAACGGGUUUCGCCACGCUUUUGUUCUGGAUGCAGGAAGAGAAGUUGCCAAAAUGGUGGUAGAAUGGAUCCAUGGAGAUUUGAGGACAUGAGUUUUUGUUUUUUGCC